This is a messenger RNA of Candidozyma haemuli, 855 nucleotides long. RefSeq lists its product as uncharacterized. Bases 1 to 855 code for a protein of 284 amino acids. NCBI's taxonomy places the organism in Eukaryota, Fungi, Ascomycota, Pichiomycetes, Serinales, Metschnikowiaceae. The record is from RefSeq and is a predicted model, not a curated record. The transcript has a single exon.
AUGAAGUACUUCGUUUCUGCCGCUGCCCUCGCUGCCACUGUCGCUGCUGCCUCUUCUGCUGCUGCCUCUGCUCCAGCUGGCUCUGCCCCAGCUUCUGUUGAGGUUGAGACUGUCACCAACCAGCACACCACUGAGCUCACCAUUACUUCUUGUUCUGGUGUCAAGUCUUGUGAGACCACUGUCCACGCUGCUACCGAGACUGUUGUCACCAAGACUGUUGAGGGUGUCGAGACUGAGUACACCACCAUCUGCCCAGUUUCCGAGGAGGGCCCAGAGAAGACCCCAGCUCCAGCUCCAGCUCCAGAGGGCUCUGCUCCAGCCCCAGCUCCAGCUCCAGAGGGUUCCGCUCCACCAGCUCCUGCCCCUGAGGCUUCCGCCCCAGCUUCUGCUCCAGCUCCAGCUCCAGAGGGUUCUGCUCCAGCUCCAGCCCCAGCUCCAGAGGCUUCCGGCCCAGCUCCAGCUCCAGAAGGUUCUGCCCCAGCUCCAGCUCCAGGCCCAGAGGCCUCUGCUCCUCCAGCUGAGGGUACUACCCCAACCACUCUUGCUGGUGAGCCAACCACUGCUCCAGAGGGCUCUGCUCCUCCAGCUCCAGCUCCAGAGGGUUCUGCUCCUCCAGCUCCAGCCGCUGGCUCUGAGAGUGACGUGAUUGUCGAUGCUACCACCACCCCAACCUCUGUCGAGUCUACUGGUGUCGUUCACACUUCUUACGCCCAGCUGACCUUCACUUCUGUCCAGCAGUCGCAGUCUGCUCCUCCAGCUGAGGGCUCUGCUGGUGUUUCUACCUUCGAGGGUGGUGCCAACAAGCAGGCUUUCGCUGGUGCCGCUCUUAUCGGUGCUGCCGCUAUGUUGUUGUAA